CUGUUUUGCUCAAAGGGCUGAUACAUACCGAAGACUUCAGGAGUUGAUCUUGACUAAUUACAAAUUUGAGCAAAUUCUCCAUUUUCAACAUUCGCCAGCCCAACUCUUUCAACACGAUUCAUGUCUUUCUCUUCAGCUUCUUCCAGGAACUUUAAACAAUCUGUCUUGUUUUGUUUUGUUUUUCUUUAAUUGCGUGCUUAUUCGGUAGUGCAUUGGAAUUUCGGAUUUCUUUCCAUUUUAGAUGGAAAUUUUUUAAUCUUAGUCGUACGAAUUUAGGAAUGGAGAAAUCGAACUGUGCGUUUUGGGCCUUUUUGUGGUCGAUAAUUGUUUUUGAUUUGUUUGUGAGAGUUACUUCUAAUGCCGAAGGUGACGCUUUGAAUACGUUGAAGACAAAUUUAAAAGAUCCUAACAAUGUUCUUCAGAGUUGGGAUCCUACCCUUGUGAAUCCCUGCACUUGGUUUCAUGUCACAUGUAAUAGUGAAAAUAGUGUGACACGUGUUGAUCUUGGCAGUGCGAAUUUGUCUGGUCAACUGGUUUCACAGCUGGGUCAACUUCCAAAUUUACAGUAUUUGGAACUUUAUAGUAAUGACAUAAGCGGAAAAAUUCCGGAAGAGCUUGGAAACUUGACAAACUUGGUGAGCUUGGAUCUGUACUUGAACAAAUUAAAUGGUCCCAUUCCACUGACAUUUGGCAAGCUUACAAAACUACGGUUCCUGCGUCUCAACAACAACAGUUUGUCUGGAACAAUUCCUAUGUCAUUAACUGCCAUUAUGUUACUGCAAGUCCUGGAUCUUUCAAACAAUAAACUAACGGGAGAUAUUCCAGUCAAUGGAUCCUUUUCACUAUUCACUCCAAUCAGUUUUCGAAAUAAUCUGUUUAAUCCUUCUCCGGCUUCUCCGCCUCCUCCCUUUCAACCAACACCACCUAGUCCAUCAGGUAAUAGGGUCACCGGAGCUAUUGCUGGGGGAGUUGCUGCUGGUGCUGCUCUGCUGUUUGCUGCCCCUGCAAUUGCACUUGCGUAUUGGCGACGUAGGAAACCCCAGGAUCAUUUCUUCGAUGUACCUGCUGAAGAAGAUCCAGAAGUUCAUUUGGGGCAGCUCAAAAGGUUUUCCCUUCGUGAAUUGCAAGUUGCAACAGAUCAUUUUAGCAACAGACACAUUCUGGGUAAAGGUGGAUUUGGUAAGGUUUAUAAAGGACGCUUAGCUGAUGGUUCUUUAGUGGCAGUAAAAAGAUUGAAAGAAGAGCGUACCCAGGGUGGGGAGUUACAGUUCCAAACAGAGGUAGAAAUGAUCAGCAUGGCUGUACAUCGGAAUCUACUUCGUCUACAUGGCUUUUGCAUGACACCAACGGAACGAUUGCUUGUCUAUCCCUUUAUGGUUAAUGGAAGUGUGGCAUCAUGUUUAAGAGAGCGGUCACAAUCGCAACCACCAUUAAAUUGGCCUGUAAGGAAGCGGACUGCACUAGGAUCUGCAAGGGGGCUUGCUUAUUUGCAUGACCAUUGUGACCCUAAGAUUAUUCACCGUGAUGUCAAAGCUGCUAAUAUAUUGUUGGAUGAGGAAUAUGAAGCUGUUGUUGGAGAUUUUGGGUUGGCUAAACUCAUGGAUUACAAAGAUACACAUGUUACCACUGCCGUACGUGGCACAAUUGGACAUAUAGCUCCGGAGUACCUUUCAACUGGAAAGUCAUCAGAGAAGACUGAUGUGUUUGGGUAUGGAGUCAUGCUUCUUGAACUCAUCACAGGACAGAGAGCUUUUGAUCUUGCUCGGCUUGCAAAUGAUGAUGAUGUCAUGCUACUUGAUUGGGUGAAAGGACUUCUAAAAGAUAAGAAAUUGGAACAGUUGGUUGAUGCCGACCUACAGGGCAAUUACAUUGCGGAAGAGGUGGAACAGUUGAUUCAGGUGGCUCUUCUUUGCACACAAGGCUCACCACUGGACCGACCAAAGAUGUCGGAGGUGGUGAGAAUGCUGGAAGGUGAUGGUUUGGCUGAGAGAUGGGAGGAAUGGCAAAAAGAGGAUAUGCGCCAAGAGAUUAGUCAUAUUUACCACCAUAAUAGUAACUUCGUUGAUUCAACUUCCCAGAUUGCCCCAGACGAAUUAUCUGGUCCUAGAUGAUACCUUUGUACUUCCUUUUGAAAGCCAAAUCUGUCCUUGGAAAGUGAUAUUGAUCCACAUUUGUGCAUAUAUUUGAUGUUCCUUUUUUUCUAAUGUCCAGUUUAUACUACAUAUUGUUGUAUCAGCUCAUACCACAUGUUGUAAUUUCUAUGGGGCUACCAACUCCAUUUUUUGAACUUUAGUUGCUAGCAGAUUGGACGGCACCCACACGUCAUCGUUAUGUAUUCAAAAUUUAGUAAAGAUUGUUAUAGGAAGGAUAAAGGCAUCUUUCUCCGCA
Mangifera indica (mango) is the source of this 2388-nucleotide messenger RNA. Its product is annotated as BRASSINOSTEROID INSENSITIVE 1-associated receptor kinase 1-like. Gene Ontology annotation, molecular function: protein binding; protein kinase activity; ATP binding. Bases 279 to 2111 code for a protein of 610 amino acids. The record is from RefSeq and is a predicted model, not a curated record. Lineage: Eukaryota; Viridiplantae; Streptophyta; Magnoliopsida; Sapindales; Anacardiaceae. Gene Ontology annotation, biological process: protein phosphorylation. The transcript is spliced from 11 exons.